Molecule: messenger RNA, 2913 nt
Organism: Mya arenaria
Lineage: Eukaryota; Metazoa; Mollusca; Bivalvia; Myida; Myidae
Product: prestalk protein-like
Exons: 22
Coding region: 1-2913 (970 amino acids)
Source: RefSeq, a predicted model, not a curated record
AUGUGGCGUCCAGGCGUUUGUCACUCAGACCCGAGGUAUCAUGUUGGUAUCUCCGAGCUCCUGGGAUCCACUGUCUCCCUGCAGGCCGUACACGAUCUCUUACACAGCAUCGACGCAGUUAACGAAUUGAAUACAAACUGUCCUAACGACUACUACGUGCAGCGACAGGACAUAUCGCAGACGCCCCUAGUACCACCAGCUAGCCGAAACAACUGGUUUAUCACUAGUUGCACUGCUCAGGCAAUAUGUACAUACGUCGACGGCCUGAGUACAAACUGCCUUCGACAGCACAGCUUCUCCCAGGAACAGUGGAAUGAAUUUGACAAUAAAACGUCCGGUGUGCCUUGCCGGAAAUACGAUGGAGAUUGGCAGUGCCGGGAACGCUGGGGGAACGAGUCCGGCCAAUGUGACCCAACCGGCAACAACGUGUGCACAACGCCCAAUGCGCACUGUGAUCACGUGACUGACACAUGCACAUGUGACGAAUGUUGCUAUGACAGCAACGGGGAUGAGCCAGGAGGAGAAUGUAAACCAAAGGUCGACGUUGGAGGUUCAUGCAAUAGCUCUGUCGAAUGUCGCGAUGCGAACGCUAAUUGCGACCCAGAUCAAGACGAGUGUGUGUGUAACGACGACUUUUAUCUUAACGACGAUGGAACGUGUGUCCCAUUAAGUUGCCUUGGGGAGCCGUGUAGAAAUGUCAACGACUGCAAGGGAAGCGCACCCAGUGUUCAAUGUUUAAACAACGUGUGCAUCUGUGGCGCUGACUAUGAUGCGAACGAUGAGGGGGAGUGUAUUUUACAGGUCGACGUUGGAGAUUCAUGCAAUAGUUCUGUCGAAUGUCGCGAUGCGAACGCUAAUUGCGACCCGGAUCAAGACGAGUGCGUGUGUAACGACGACUUUUAUCUUAACGACGAUGGAGCGUGUGUCCCAUUAAGUUGCCUUGGGGAGCCGUGUAGAAAUGUCAACGACUGCAAGGGAAGCGCGCCCAGUGUUCAAUGUUCAAACAACGUGUGCAUCUGUGGCGUUGACUAUGAUGGGAAUGAUGAGGGGGAGUGCAUUUUACAGGUCGACGUUGGAGGUUCAUGCAAUAGUUCUGUCGAAUGUCGCGAUGCGAACGCUAAUUGCGAUCCAGAUCAAGACGAGUGUGUGUGUAACGACGACUUUUAUCUUAACGACGAUGGAACGUGUGUCCCAUUAAGUUGCCUUGGGGAGCCGUGUAGAAAUGUCAACGACUGCAAGGGAAGCGCGCCCAGUGUUCAAUGUUCAAACAACGUGUGCAUCUGUGGCGUUGACUAUGAUGGGAAUGAUGAGGGGGAGUGCAUUUUACAGGUCGACGUUGGAGAUUCAUGCAAUAGUUCUGUCGAAUGUCGCGAUGCGAACGCUAAUUGCGAUCCAGAUCAAGACGAGUGUGUGUGUAACGACGACUUUUAUCUUAACGACGAUGGAACGUGUGUCCCAUUAAGUUGCCUUGGGGAGCCGUGUAGAAAUGUCAACGACUGCAAGGGAAGCGCGCCCAGUGUUCAAUGUUCAAACAACGUGUGCAUCUGUGGCGCUGACUAUGAUGCGAACGAUGAGGGGGAGUGUAUUUUACAGGUCGACGUUGGAGGUUCAUGCAAUAGCUCUGUCGAAUGUCGGGAUGCGAACGCUAAUUGCGACCCAGAUCAAGACGAGUGUGUGUGUGACGACGACUUUUAUCUUAACGACGAUGGAACGUGUGUCCCAUUAAGUUGCCUUGGGGAGCCGUGUAGAAAUGUCAACGACUGCAAGGGAAGCGCGCCCAGUGUUCAAUGUUCAAACAACGUGUGCAUCUGUGGCGCUGACUAUGAUGCGAACGAUGAGGGGGAGUGCAUUUUACAGGUCGACGUUGGAGAUUCAUGCAAUAGUUCUGUCGAAUGUCGCGAUGCGAACGCUAAUUGCGACCCAGAUCAAGACGAGUGUGUGUGUAACGACGACUUUUAUCUUAACGACGAUGGAACUUGUGUCCCAUUUGUUGAAUUUGGCAAUAAUUGUACGUGUGACGAAGAGUGUGGUGAUGACAACACAGUGUGUGACGACGGAACAUGCGCAUGCGCGGAAGGCUUCCACCGACAGGGCGAGGAGUGUCUACAAGACGGCGUGGACGAGCCCAACGAUACGUGCUCGGACUGUUGUGUGGCCCCACUCGUCUGCCAGGAAAACACGUGCCAAUGUCCACCAGAUACAACCUAUAACGGCAGCACGUGUGUCGGCGAUUGCAUCAACACGUGCCCGAAUCCGCUGAUGUUUGACGAUAACGACGUGUGUGUCUGUCCAGGAUCUAAGAUCUACGUCUUCAUUUCGGUAGACGAUUUCGGCUGCUACGAUGGUAACUUGGAUGACUCUUGUGUGGACGAUGGUGAUUGUCUACAGGCCAACACGGUUUGUGGGGGUAGCAAUCAGUGCGUGUGUGAGUCACCAGCAGUGAAAAACGGCAGUGUAUGCGAUGUGCCGCUUGGGUAUGAGUGUGACCCUGACCUCGACAAUUGCCUUGAUGAAAAUGCCUCCUGUGUACCUGACAGCAACUUUUCGUGUGACCCCAUCUGCGUGUGCGAUCCAGGCUUCUACAAUCCGCAAGGUUGUGACUUCUGCGGUGGAGAAUGCCUGCCACGGCUACAAGCGGAUGCGGCCUGUUCCUCAACCAAUUUUUGCGAUGAUCCCUGCACGCCGCCGUUGAUGUGUCGGGAGGAAAUAUGCAAGGGAGGAGUUGAGCUUGGCGGUCAGUGCGCUAACGCGAAUGACUGUGCGGAGUGGCCGAGGACAAAGUGCGACUUCAACUCAACCAUGAGCCCCAAGCAGAAGAUCUGCUCGUGUAAUGAAGGUCAGGACUGGGAGGAGAUACAAGGGGUGUGCCUCUGUGACCCAUUCAAUGGGAAACAGAACCCCGCAUGUGACUAA